Plasmodium relictum is the source of this 1170-nucleotide messenger RNA. RefSeq names its product ras GTPAse, putative. Lineage: Eukaryota; Apicomplexa; Aconoidasida; Haemosporida; Plasmodiidae. The transcript has a single exon. Gene Ontology annotation, cellular component: Golgi apparatus. The record is from RefSeq and is a predicted model, not a curated record. Gene Ontology annotation, molecular function: GTP binding; GTPase activity. The coding region runs from base 1 to 1170 and encodes 389 amino acids.
AUGGAGACUUUAAAAAUACUUGUGCUAGGAGAUCUUGGUGUGGGAAAAAGUUCCUUUUUAAAACUAAUAAGUGAAAAAUUCUAUGAAAUAUACCCAAUUAAUUUCUUUGACUAUUUUAUUUAUACUGAUGAAAAAGAAGAAAAUAAACAAAUUAUGAGAGAAAAAGAUUUAGCUAAUAAUAAUUGUUCACAAAAAAAUGUGGAAACAAUUAUUGAAUCAAUGUUUUUUCAAGCUAAAAAAAACUUCCUUGAAUUUAUUGAAAGUAAAAUGAAUACAAAAAGUUUUUUUUUUGAAGAAAGGCAUAAGUAUACUUAUGGUUUCGAGAUUUUCACAUUUUUAUGGAAUAGAAAUAAUGAAUAUAAUAAUAAAUUUAUAAAGAAUAUUCCUAUGAAUAUGAUAAAAAAUGAUGAAGGAUUGAGUAAUAAUAAUUUAUUAAAUUCCAAUGAUAAUAAAGUAUUACUAAUUGAAUUUUUUGAAAUUGGAGGAGUACAAACUUAUUCCUACAUUAGAAAUAUUUUUUAUGAAAAACAUGAUGGUAUUUUAUUAGUUUAUGAUUCAUCUAAUAAUAAAUCAUAUCACAACUUAGUAAAGUGGCUUUAUGAACUAUAUAUAAAUACCAAACCACCUUCUGAUAUUUUCUGUGUAGUAAAAAAAAAAGAAAAUACUUUAUGGAAUUUUUUUCAAAAAAAAAAAACAAAUGAUACUUCUUGCAACAAAAAAAAUAUUGAUGCCAAUUAUACUAAAAAUAAUUCUAAUGAAUUCAAAAAUAUAAAAUAUAACGAUGACGAUUUUUUAUCUGAUGAAAAUUCUGAUAUGGAAAAGGGUUACUAUAAAAAUAGUGAUGGAAUUUUAAAAGGAGAAAUACCGAUAGCUUGUGUUGCAACAAAAAUUGAUAAGAAGAACUCAAAAGAAAAACCUGCAUUUGUUAAAACACCGAAAAAAUCAUAUUUUUACAAUAUGUUUUUCUCUGACUUUUUCUCUAAAGAAUCUAUUUAUGAAAAUAGAAAUAAUUUAAAAAUUAAAAAAGAAAUUUUAAAAAAAUUAGAACAUCAUAUUAGUGAAGCAACAGAAAUUAAAGCUAGUUCUAUCGACUGUGUUGUUGACAUUGAUAAUUUUUUAAAUUUUUUAAAAACAGUUUAUAAUAAAAAGUAUAAGUUUCCAAAACUUUAG